Aethina tumida (small hive beetle) is the source of this 494-nucleotide messenger RNA. RefSeq names its product 28S ribosomal protein S14, mitochondrial (gene mRpS14). NCBI's taxonomy places the organism in Eukaryota, Metazoa, Arthropoda, Insecta, Coleoptera, Nitidulidae. Gene Ontology annotation, molecular function: structural constituent of ribosome. Gene Ontology annotation, cellular component: mitochondrial small ribosomal subunit; ribosome. Gene Ontology annotation, biological process: translation. The record is from RefSeq and is a predicted model, not a curated record. The coding region runs from base 59 to 442 and encodes 127 amino acids. The transcript is spliced from 2 exons.
CACAGUUUCCAACACUGUCAUCACCUCUGAUUGGAUUUCAUAACCUCAAUUACAAAUCAUGAAUUAUAUAAAAUCUUUUAACAAAUUAUUAACAAACACUUUACCUACUAGUCAAAAUUUCCAACAAGUGAGGACUAAAUACAUUAACAAAUGGAUGAUAAGGGAUGUAAAAAGAAGGAAACUGACCACUGAGUUGGCUCCAGAGCGUUUAAGAAUAAAUUCUCUGAGAAAGAACUCGAUUUUGCCACCAGAACUUAGGGAAAUUGCAGAUGCUGAAAUCGCAGCGAUGCCCAAAGAUUCUACAUUGUUGAGAUGUGCCAAACGUUGUGUUAUUACAUCCAGACCUAGGGGUGUUGUUCACCAAUUCAGGCUUAGCAGAAUAGUCUUUAGGCAUUUGGCUGACUAUAAUAAGCUGUCUGGUUGUCAAAGAGCCAUGUGGUAAUUGUGGUGUUAUUAAUUUUAUUAGAAGUUAGAAAUAAAUUUGUUAAAUUAUA